This is a messenger RNA of Mesocestoides corti, 330 nucleotides long. The record is from the annotation of a GenBank genome assembly. Lineage: Eukaryota; Metazoa; Platyhelminthes; Cestoda; Cyclophyllidea; Mesocestoididae.
AUGCACGCACGCACGCACACACGUGAACACGUGAACCGACAAAUCUCCCUGAGGGUAUCUGUGAGCACCCAUUCCGAAACAGUCAUGGCCGAUGCCGCUUGGAUUUCCCUUCUGAUUUUUCUGGCCUUAUCUGCCGAACCCACUGCAGCCAAGAUAAAGGAGGGGGAACUUAACGAACUGUUGCAGGAAUUGAGCAAGGAACCACCUCCUGAGACAGUGUGGAUGUUGCACGAGGAGGGGAACAUUUUGGAUGACACGUGGAAUCCUAGCACUCCGGACAACGGUGAGCUUUUCCUUGCUAUUCUAUGUCACAAUUACCAUCUUAAUUGA